UAAUGCUCUGAAACUCAGUCAUACACAGCACUGUUAACUACAGGAUUCCCAGAAGCAGCACCAAGGCUGGAGUGCUUUAAGCUUCUGAAGAUGAGGUUCUGUAUCCUAUUGCUCUUUGCCAGUAUCUUCCUAACCUCGUGGCUCUCUACUGCCAAAGGUGAAGUAGAAGUGAAAUGCUUAGCUCCUCAUAUUCCAAAUGGUAACUACACACCUCACAGGAUUAACUACACAGCUGAAGAUGAAAUACAGUAUGAAUGUACAGAUGGCUUCUACCCUACAACCCAGGGAACUGUUGCAAAGUGUACAAGUACUGGAUGGAUUCCUGCUCCAAGAUGUAGUUUGGAACCUUGUGAUUUUCCACAAUUCAAAAAUGGAUAUUUAUAUCAUGAAAACAUACGUAGAUCUUACUUCCCAGUACCUAUAGGAAAGGAGUUCAGCUAUUACUGUGACAAUGGGUUUUUGACACCUUCAGGAUCAUACUGGGACUACCUUCGUUGUACAAGACAAGGGUGGGAGCCUGAAGUCCCAUGCCUCAAGACAUGUUUAAAGUCAGAUAUUGAAAUUGAGAAUGGAUUUCUUUCUCAAUCUGAUUCUAAAUAUCUUCAAAAUAAGAAAGCACAGUAUAUGUGUAAACAGGGAUAUGUGACAGCAGAUGGAGAAACAUCUGGAUCAAUUACCUGCCUAGAAAAUGGAUGGUCAGCUCAACCCUCAUGCCUUAAGUCGUGUGAUGUGCCUGUGUUUGAGAAUUCUGUAACUAAGAAUAAUAGCACAUGGUUUAAACUCAAUGACAAAUUAGACUAUGAAUGUCACAUUGGAUAUAAAAACAAGUAUAAACAUACCAAAAGCUCCAUAACUUGUACUUAUGAAGGAUGGUCUGAUGAACCCACAUGUUAUGAUUCAACAAAGAUAUGUGGGCCUCCUCCACCUAUUGAGAAUGGAGACAUCACAUCCUUCCCACUACCAGUAUACAUACCACCAUCAUCAGUUGAUUAUCAGUGCCAGUAUUUGUAUCAAAUGCAGGGCAACAAAACAAUCAUAUGUAUAAAUGGAGACUGGUCAGAGCCACCAAAAUGUUUACGAAUGGCAUGCAAACCUCCUGAUAUUCCAAAUGGUAUCUACUCACCUCAAAGGGUUACCUACACAGCUCAAGAUGAAAUAAAAUUUGAAUGUAAAGACGGUUUCUACUCUGCAACCCAGGAAACUGUAGCAAAGUGUACAAGUACUGGAUGGAUCCCUGCUCCAAAAUGUAUGAAACCUUGUGAGUUUCCACAGAUUAAAAAUGGAGGUCUAUAUCAUGAGAGGAGACGAAGACCCUACUUCCCAGUACCUAUAGGAAAUGAGUACAGCUAUUACUGUGACAAUGGGUUUUUGACACCUUCUCUGUCAUACUGGGACUACCUUCGUUGCACAGAAAAAGGGUGGGAGCCUGAAGUCCCGUGCCUCAAACAAUGUGUUUUCCAUUAUGUGGAGAAUGGGGAAUCUUCAUACUGGCAAAGAAAAUAUGUAGAGGAACAGGCUGUAAAAGUCCAGUGUUACAAUGGCUAUAGUCUUCCAAAUGGUCAAGACACGAUUACAUGUACAGAGAAUGGCUGGUCCCCUCCUGCCAAAUGCAUUAAAUCGUGUGAUGUGCCUAUAUUUGAGAAUGCUGGAACUAACAAUGAUAGCACUUGGUUUAAACUCAAUGACAAAAUAAACUAUGAAUGUCAUGUUGGAUAUGUGAACAAACAUAAACAUACCAAAGGCUCUAUAACUUGUCAUCAUGAUGGAUGGUCUGACAUACCCUCAUGUUAUGAUUCAACAAAGAUUUGUGGGCCUCCUCCACCUAUUGCCAAUGGAGACACCACAUCCUUCCCACUACCAGUAUACAUACCACCAUCAUCAGUUGAAUAUCAGUGCCAGUCUUUAUACCAACUGCAAGGCAACAAGACAAUAAUAUGUAUAAAUGGAGAGUGGUCUGAUCCACCAAAAUGUUUACAUCCAUGUAUAAUAUCAAUAGAAAUUAUGAGGAAGCAUAACAUAACUUUCAGAACGGAAGAAAACCAAAGGCUGUAUUACCAAUCAGGGGAGAUGCAAGAAUUUAAGUGUAAAAAUGGACAUCAUCUGGCAACAACUCAACCGUUGAUUACAAUAUGCAUUAAUGGUCACCUCAAUUACCCUGUUUGCACAAAAUAACAUUUAAAGUAUUAGUAGAACUUACAUAUACAUCUUUGUUCCACUAAGGUGCAUGUUAUUAUCAAUACAGUAAGAGCUUUACUUUUGAACUCUUGCUUAACUCAUUUUCAUUUAUAAGUAUAAGCUUGUAUUGAUGUAUGAUGAUUAAUCUGGAAACUAAGAGACUGCAGACACCAAGGAAAAUACACUUUUUUCAAAGCUCCUAAACCAAAACAUGAUAUAUACUAGCACAAAAACCAGUUGCAAUAAUUAGAUAUUAACUUCUCUGUCUUUAUCCACUAAUUUCCCAAAUCUUUCAAAGCUUCUGCUAUACCCUAUGAAAUAAAGCUCUGAUUCACAGUGAACAUAAAACAUGUUCUGAGUCUUCAAAACUGUAUAAUUUCACAAAUAUGUAAGAAAAUUAUCAUAUUUAUAUUGCUAAUGGAUAUAAGUAAGACUGUGUAUUGCUUUAGUUGGUAAUUAAUAAGUAGGAAGAUUUUUGUGAAAGAACAUCUUGAUGUGUGACUUUUUAUUUUAAUUUUUUCAAGCAAUUAUACAAUGACUUAAAUUUUAAUUACAUGUAUGAUUACAGUGACUAUCACAAUAUUGGCACUAAAACCUAUGAACAUUUUGUGUAACUUGCGAACAAGCAAGAAGCAGCAUAUUCUCUGCAAAAAUAGAAAGAAAAAUACAUGUUAAACAAAAUAGACAUGUCUUAAGAAA
Molecule: messenger RNA, 2874 nt
Organism: Rattus norvegicus (Norway rat)
Lineage: Eukaryota; Metazoa; Chordata; Mammalia; Rodentia; Muridae
Gene: Cfhr2
Product: complement factor H-related 2
Biological process (GO): blood coagulation
Cellular component (GO): extracellular region
Source: RefSeq, a predicted model, not a curated record